This is a messenger RNA of Cornus florida, 822 nucleotides long. RefSeq names its product F-box protein CPR1-like. The record is from RefSeq and is a predicted model, not a curated record. The coding region runs from base 1 to 822 and encodes 273 amino acids. Lineage: Eukaryota; Viridiplantae; Streptophyta; Magnoliopsida; Cornales; Cornaceae. The transcript is spliced from 2 exons.
AUGGGUAGCUGCAAUGGGCUCGUGCGCCUUUCCCAUGAUUAUAUGAUUUAUCUAUGGAAUCCAUCUAUUCGGAAGACAAUUGCCCUUCCACCAUUACGGCAUGGAGCUUUUGUGCAUACCAUUGGGAUCGGUUACAAUGCCCAGACUGAUGACUACAAGGUUAUCAGCAUUGUGUAUCUCAACGAACCCAAUAGUUUUCAACCUCCGGCAGAGAUUGAUAUUUUCAGUCUGAGCACAGGCACAUGGCGGAACAUCAGCCAUUUGGGUCCUCCAUAUACCAUAGACCAGUGGUCUCUACCGGUUUAUCUGAACGGAGCUGCACAUUGGAUUGCUUAUGGUAAGACAGGAGAAGAUUUCUUCCGUUUGAUCUUGUCAUUCCACAUGAGUGAUGAGAUAUUUGGCGAGAUCAUGGUGCCUGGUAGCAUUUCUGGUAGUAACUACUCAGGGUUGAGUGUUCUUGUUUCUAAGUUUCAAGAAUCACUCUCUCUGAUUGAUUGUCAUUGGCAUACUUGUUGCAUAUGGGUGAUGAAGGAGUAUGGCAUAUCAGAUUCUUGGACACAACUAUUCAAUAUUCAUACUAGUGUUGGACCCCGUAGUGUAGUCGGCUUCACAAAGAAAGGCGAAGUUCUGUUGAGGUUCUAUUCCAAUGCUUAUACUGAGAGCCUGGUUUUAUUUGGAACAAAAUUUGGUAAUACCGGCACCUGUGCAGAUUCACCUAAUUUGCACGGAGAAGGGGAAGGGGAAGGGGAUGGAGCUAGGAAAUCCCUGAAAAGAAGAGCAAACUCAGCUCACUCUUUUUUACCAAAACAUUUGGAAUCUUAA